UCAAAUCCUAAAGAAAAGGUUGAGAACCACUGAUCUAGGCUAACUGAUCCAGUGGUGGGAUCAGUGCUGAAGUGUGUAAUGGAGACAAGUGACACUAGAUCUUCAACAGUUCUCUGGAUCAAAGGUGGUGUUUGUCAGAACUCCCUGAAAUGAAACUCUUGACAAGCAGAGGCAAACACAGAGACGGUGGUGUUUUAUCCUUUUAAUGUUUUGUUACAGGCAGCCAACACAUCUUGGGCUUUAUCGCCAUGUAUACCCUGACACCAGAACCUGUGGUCUCCUUGUUUCCUAAUGGAAAAAAUUUGUGACAUCCGGUCCUUUCAGGAAUGAGUAGGGUUGGUGGCCUGGCUUUACUGACGUGGCUGUGCUGGUUCACUGACCAGAACCUGUAACUUCAGUUGCUGCUGUUUUGAAACUACAACUGAAAAGAAAAUUUAAAUGUCUUCAGAAGACAAAGAAGCUCAGGAGGAUGAGCUGCUGGCUUUGGCUAGUAUUUAUGAUGAAGAUGAGUUCAAGAGAGCAGAGUCUGGCCAAGGAGGAGAAACUAAAAUCUGUUUGGAGUUGCCCCCAAAUUUCAAGAUAUUUGUGAGAGGCAGUCCUAAUGAGAGGCUCCUGCACAAUGGGUUUGAGUAUUCAAUUUGUUUUCUGCCUCCACUUGUGUUGAAUUUUGAACUUCCACCAGACUACCCUUCAGCCUCCCCACCUGUGUUCACGCUCAGCGGCAAGUGGCUCUCUCAGACACAGCUCAGUGCUCUCUGCAAUCACUUGGACAACUUGUGGGAGGAGAAUCGAGGUUGUGUGGUCUUAUUUGCAUGGACGCAGUUUCUCAAGGAAGAAACACUAAGUUAUCUGAACAUUGUCUCCCCAUAUGAGCUAAAAAUGUGCCACCAAGGAAAUGGGCAACACAGGACAUCAUUGGUGCCUCCAAACGCUGAGCUAGAUAGUUGUGGCGCAGCAGGCACCACAAUAGCUGAAGAAGAAAUCCUUGAUAAAAGAGCUGUACAGGAUGUGGAAUCUCUGUCAAGUCUGAUUAUGGAAAUCGUAGACUUUGAUCAGGCCCAACGGAAAAAAUGUUUUAACAGUAAGAUACACUUGUGCAGUAUCUGCUUUUGUGAGAAGCUAGGUGCUGAAUGUAUGUACUUCAUGGACUGCAGCCAUGUCUACUGCAAAGCCUGCAUGAAGGACUACUUUGAAAUUCAGAUCCGGGAUGGUCAGGUCCAUUGCCUCAACUGUCCAGAACCAAAGUGUUCUUCUGUUGCUACUCCUGGUCAGGUUAAAGAACUGGUUGAAGAGCAGUUGUUUGCACGCUAUGACCGCCUGCUUCUGCAGUCCAGCUUGGACUUGAUGGCAGACGUGGUGUAUUGCCCUCGCCCAUGCUGUCAGACUCCAGUGAUGCAGGAGCCUAGUUGCACUAUGGGCAUAUGUUCCAGUUGCAACUAUGCCUUCUGCACCCUCUGCAAAAUGACUUACCAUGGAGUGUCUCCAUGUAAAGUCACUGCAGAGAAGCUAACGGAGUUACGUAACGAAUACCUAGAAGCAGAUGAGGCCACAAAAAGAUUUUUGGAACAGCGUUAUGGCAAGAGGGUGAUUCAGAAAGCCCUGGAGGAGAUGGAAAGUAGAAAAUGGCUAGACAAGAAUUCAAAAUGCUGUCCUUGUUGUGGUACUCAUAUAGAGAAACUAGAUGGUUGUAACAAGAUGACGUGCAAUGGCUGUAGACAGUACUUCUGCUGGAUUUGUCUGGGGUCUUUGUCUAGGGUGAACCCAUAUCAGCACUUUCAUGAUCCAUCCUCUCCAUGCUUUAACCGGUUGUUUCAAGGUAUGCAUGUUGAUGACAGUGAUUCGGAUGCUGAAGAUGAAGACUAGUUGCAUCCUUUAAUACUAAGAGCUGAAGAAGCCAGAAAUGGAUGUUUCCAUUUUUUUAUUUUUUAUUUUUUUGUUAAGCUUGUUUGCUUUUCAGCUUGGUUACGUGAUAGAAGAGUGAAACACUCACUGCACACUGCAGGAUGCAUACACAACAAUUCACGGGCCGUUUCCAGAAACGGAAAACCUUUGAUGCUUUAAGGUCCUUACGUUCAAGUCCAGUGCUAAACAAAGUGAACAAACUAAUAGCCAAAAAUUUAAAAACGGUGUAGGAAACUCUACAUAUUGUGAUGCACCCCUUUCUGUGAAACACUUUCUGGAAAGAUUUCUGGAAGUUUAUUUGGGGGAUCCAGCCUCGUAAGGGUCUUUGGAUUCCAGCCUGCAUGCUUUGCAGCACUGUCCUGUACCUGAGAAGGGCUGGAUGUUUUGUCUCUCGAGCUCUUCAGUGAUGCUGCUCGUGCCCAUCAGAGAAAGGCUUAUUAAAAUACAGCACAGGAAUUUCUUCCUGUCUGCAGAAAUUGCCAGUUGCUUCCCUAGUAUCCCCUGACCUGGAUCCAGAUUGAUUCAUGUCUAGUAAUCCACUGCUCUGGUGCUGCUGCAGCUUACUUGUGUUGGGGAAUUUGGGAGUGGUUUUUCCUCCCUUCAGUAGACCUAGUUACCUUGAUUUUUGCUGAAUCUCUCUGUAGAAAAGUUACAGCCACUUACUGCAUAUUUGGUUUGGUUCAUUAAUUAAUCUCCAUAUUGCUAUAGUAUAUUAACUUAUUUGUUUGGUUAUUUGCAUAAUGAUGAAUACUAAAGCAGCUGAUAGAAUUUGCCCAGUCUGUGAAAUUCAGUGCAGUUUUUUUAACCAAAUAUUUGUGAGGUGAUUAAAGCAAACUUCAGCUGAACUGAAUUUUUACAGAUGUACAGUCAGCGGUAAGUUGAACCUUUCAGCUGACUGAGGACUGCCUGUUUUUCCUUCUGAAAGUCUAAUAUAAGGUUAGUGAAGAAAAUGUUAUGGUAAAUACUUCUGUCUAAAGAACUUGCCUAGAUAAAUGGCUCUACAGUACUAUCAGCUCUGCUUCUGAACUAGAUCACUCGCUCAUGCUGUUAUUACAUGUCAAAACGGCGUUAAGGUGCCGGAUAAAUAAAUCUGCUGCUGCCACGGCUUCAGCAGAAGUCUCUGAAGCAAGAAAGCAAUGAUUGGAAGAAACCACUACACUGUCAGAACUGCUUCUUACGUACAAGAUGGACAGAAAAUAUUGUGCUCAUAUUCUGUGUUUAAAAUGAGAGAAGCCCAGGCACUUGGUAAUGCUGCAGAGCCUUGAGAGGAGCAGUUCACAUCCAGCUUUUGUUGUUAGUAAAUAAAUCUUUACUCAGAUGUACUUGGCCAAACUGAGCAGUGGUUUUAGCUCACUUCUUAGAGGACAAAUAUUCCUGUUGCACAACUAGCCAUCAUAGCUGGCAGACUUGAGAGAUCAAAGAUAUGGAAGACACAGGACAAAUUCCAUAUCAUGUGGAAAUGGGCCAUGGUUGCCUUGGAUGAGGCCAGGGGAGUGUAUGCAGGGUGAGUUUGCUUUUUGCUAAUACUGUGUAUAAUUUGUACUUCUGGCACCUUUCACAUGCACUAAAAUCACUUUAAGACCGUAAUCGUGGUUGUUGUCACGUUCACAUCUGGUAUGGGAUGAAUACAGGGUACAAAAGUCACCAGGUGGAACAGAACAAUACUUUUUUUCUGGAUGACCACUGUGAUCAUGUAACAUAUUUAACAGUGCAUCAGGCUGAUUCAUGUGUCUAGUGACCAUAUGUAUAAAGGUGAAGUUCACACUUGCACUGGCUAUGGGACAUUCUAGAUCUCAGGAAAGGGGCUCCUUGCCUUUCACUUGUUCAUAAAACCAGUGUUGGGGAAGGGGGGGUAGGGGGGCUCUCACUUCAGAAUUCUAAGAAAAGAUGUCUGUUUCGAUAUGCUGUUCGCUAGCUCUGAUGCAUGUUAAACACACACCAAUCAAGAAUUCAGACUAAUUCAACUGGAUGAACGUAAGCAUGGUCUCUGAAGUGUUUCUUUGGAAUUGAGAUAUUGAGAAAAACCACCCUAUUGCAUACCAGCUGUUUUAAGGAAUGGUUAUGUAAAAAAGUAGAUAAGGAUGUUCUAUUUCAGGGCUGUCCAGCCUCCCAGGUAGCCCCCCUCCCAUUUGCAGGGAUAGCCCUCACUUGCUCGUGGGCUUCCAGGUAGAUAGCCCUGUUCUACUUCCUACUGCAAUGCACUGCGUAAGGGUUAGCUUUGUAAAGAAUUUUUGCUGAGACAGCCACAAGGAUAAAGCAACAUUGCUGGUACUUCUUCCUUUUUAAGCAAUCAAGAGCCCUGUUCCCUCAACUUUGUAAGAAACAUGUAAAUCAGUAUCUAUUAUAAAGAUGAAUGUGAGAUAAAGAUUAAUAAAUAUUAUUUAAAUGUA
Molecule: messenger RNA, 4292 nt
Organism: Gavialis gangeticus (Gharial)
Lineage: Eukaryota; Metazoa; Chordata; Crocodylia; Gavialidae
Gene: RNF14
Product: ring finger protein 14
Exons: 8
Coding region: 439-1863 (474 amino acids)
Biological process (GO): protein polyubiquitination; positive regulation of proteasomal ubiquitin-dependent protein catabolic process; ubiquitin-dependent protein catabolic process
Cellular component (GO): cytoplasm; ubiquitin ligase complex
Molecular function (GO): zinc ion binding; ubiquitin protein ligase activity; ubiquitin conjugating enzyme binding
Source: RefSeq, a predicted model, not a curated record